Opisthorchis viverrini is the source of this 1098-nucleotide messenger RNA. RefSeq lists its product as hypothetical. NCBI's taxonomy places the organism in Eukaryota, Metazoa, Platyhelminthes, Trematoda, Opisthorchiida, Opisthorchiidae. The transcript is spliced from 3 exons. The record is from RefSeq and is a predicted model, not a curated record. Bases 1 to 1098 code for a protein of 365 amino acids.
AUGGAUGUUAUUUCGACCACGACACCAGUUCGUAUUUUGGCUCCACACUUCGAAAGUGAAUUGCCAACAAUCUCACUCUCUUCAAAAGAGAAGAUGAAAGAUUCCGAGUUGUUAUCUCUUCUUGGGCUGAAAUUAGCACUGGAAAAUCAGGCAAACCAGCAAAGUAGCUCAAACGCUUCCUUGAGCAUACCUGAAACUAUGCAACAAUGGCAGCCAGGUCUCGAUCGUGGUGGAUUGGAUCCAGACGAGCCAAUGCCAAAAGCUGCAACACACAUUAAUCUCCAAGAAUUUGGUGACAGCUACAUACUCACCUGUAAAACCAACCCCACACAUUCCGUCCACAGCAUUUACUUAUCUUGCCCCAUGAUGCCAAUAGGAUGCUUUGAGAACUGCAAACGUAUAUGUGAACCAACAGGCUGUGUGCGAGAGGCAGGUUUGCGAAAUGUUGUGUGCCACGCAGUUCACUAUUCCGAACAGCAGGGUAGUGUGCGUCAGUUUGAGUACAAGAUGAACAAAUAUGAUAAAAAUAUAACGGGGAAAUGGUCAUGCUUCCACGCCGGUGUCCGAAGUCAAAUAAUCAAUGUCGAGGCAGUGCCACUUCCAACGACUACCUCCACCACCACCACCACAACAACAACAACAGUUACUUCAAGCACAAGGACACCAACAACAUCAGCACGGACCAUGAAGUCUACUUCAUCAGACCCGUAUAAUCAAGCUAGGACAAGCGAGCUUUCUCAGCAUUCUGGUACCAACCGUUUUCAAUUCGUACACUCUCGAUUCUGGUCAGAUGAAAGACUGAAUAGCAUGCCGAAGCAGCAGCCAACGAACAAGACAACUGCGGUGAGUCAAAGGUCAGUCAGCGGAUGGUCAACCAUGCCGCAGAAUGAAACACGAGGACAACAGUAUUCGUCACUCAUUGGUAAGCGGUUGUACUAUGUUCAUCCAACUGGUAUCCAUCAGAGAGAAGUAAUAAAGGCACACAGACGCAAGAAUCUCAAGGCUAGCCUUUACCAAAGGGCAAGAUGGCUCAAUUGGUUAGAGCGCGAAUCUACUAACUGGAAGGUCCGUGGUUCGAACCCGACCUGGGCCUAUUGA